AUGGACUCGGACAGCAGUGGCGCCGAGAGCAGCAGCAGCUCCGACACGCUCCUCGUGAAGAAGCAGCGGCUCCAGCAAGGGGGGUCCCUCGUCAAGAAGGUACUCACCAUGUCGACCUCUGUCUCGCUGGACGCCUGUGAGGCCUGUGAGUCGGCGAUCCGAGGCGACCAAUCGUCCGUCGCCUGCGCCGGCCCGUGCUGCCGCAAGUUCCACAGUGACUGCCUGCCCAGCGACGGAGGCAUGAACAAACCCUGGACGUGCAUCGACUGCCGGUCACAUAGCCACCGAUGCUUCGCGUGCCAGCCCUUAUUAGGCCCUGCGCCCAUGAAACUGGUGCCAGCCACGGACGCGACGCCCGUCGCCUGCCGCGCCGCGGGCUGCGGCAAGUUCUACCACAUCACAUGCGUCAAGAAGCUCUCGCUCACACGCGUGCUGGACGACAACGGGUUCAUCUGCCCACUGCACACGUGCGCCAAGUGCGAAGGCAGCCACGCCGCCUCCACGCAUGCGAUCCAGUGCAUGCGCUGCCCCAAGGCAUACCAUACCUCAUGCGUGCCCUCGACCGGCGUGCAGCGACUGCCCGGCACGGCCCGCGUCGUCUGCCUCGCGCAUCUCAAAGCAACGACGACGAUAGGCGACGAGCCGCGCCGCCCGCGCAUGUCGAUCUCGUCCGUCGAUUCGGCCAACGACGGCGUCUCGGACGGUAGCGAGACCGAGUGGCCCAAGUCCCGAGAAGACAAGAGGACCAAGAAGACCGACAAGAAGAAGAAGAAGAAGAAGAAACUCAAGAAGGAGAAGAAGCGCGCGCGGUCCAGCGACGAAGCCGACGUGCCGCCGCCGCCGAGCGCCCAGCCGCCGCCACCGCCAAUCGAUGUCCCGGUCAAGCCGCCGGUCAAAGUCCAGCUCAACAUUACGAUCCCAGAGACGCCGAUCACGGCGGAUGAGAGCGUUGUUUUGAAAGAGACGAAAAAGCGACCGAGCAGCACGCGCCAGAGUGCGCUCGACGAGUCCAUCGACGAGGUGGACGAGCCGGAAGAAGCCAAGUGGGUCCAAUGUGACUCGUGCCGCAAGUGGCGGACGGUGCCGCAGCACCUCGACUUGGACGCGAUGCCGGAAAAGUGGUAUUGCAAAAUGAACCACUGGGCCAAAGCGUAUGCAUCCUGCGACGUCCCGGAAGAAGUCAUUGAGCCCAAGAAGAAGAAGCAAAAGCUCGACCACGUUGCGACGCCGCCGGUCGUGCAUAGCGCAGCAACUGUCGUGACGGACAAGGACAAGAAACCCUCCAAGAAGGAGCAGCGCGCGUCGACGAGUCAGUCGACAAGCGCCAGCAGCAGUGCAACGACAACGUCAGUCAUGCCCAGCAGUUCCAAGCAGCAAACGAAGGACGUCAAGUGGGUGCAGUGCGACAACGUCAACUGCGGCAAGUGGCGCGUCGUGGCCCAAGCCAUCGACGAAGCGUCCUUGCCGAGCAAGUGGUUUUGCCACCUCAACACGUGGGCGCCCGAGCUUGCGUACUGCCACGCUGAGAACCCGCCCGAAGUCGACUCGGUUUUGAUGAACAAGAAGACGCCCAAGCCAAAGCGCGCGACGAAAGACUCGGCACGCAGUCCUCGCAGCACGAUCGUCCUUGCUACGGACGUGGCGUCCGUGGAAGCUGCGCUACCGACAGAGGAGGCGCCGGCCGCAGCCGUCCCGCUCCCUACGCCCGUCCCCGUCGCUUCGACCAAGACCAGCAUUGGCGAGAAGAAACAAAAGGUCAAGAAGGCCGUGCUCGAGUGGGCGCAGUGCGAAAAGUGCAACAAGUGGCGCAAGCUCCCCCACCACGUCAAGUCGUCGACGCUGCCCGACAAGUGGUAUUGCUCGAUGAACCAUUGGAACAUUGCGCUCGCGAGCUGCAACGUGCCCGAAGAAGCCGACAACGACCCGUUCAUGGACCACGUCGUGGACCCGCGCCAAGGCUGGUACGGCGCGGUCAGUGGUCGCACGAAGCGCGGCAAGCUCAGCUACCGCGAACUCCUCUACGGCGGCAACGGCCACUUUCGAAAAACCUACACGGAAGAGUCCUCGACGCUCUCGUUUGAAUACGAAGGCAAGACCUUCUACCGCGACGACCAGUACCGCAAAAGCUCCAUGUACCAGCCGCGCGAGCCGCCUGAGUUUCCGUCCGACGCUAAGCCGGCAGUGGUCUCGCCGACGGCGCCAGCGCUCACGUCGGACGAGAUGGUUGCGUGCCAGCAAGAGAUUCUCCGUGUCCUCCACGACGUCCAUGCGUCCUACUCGACCCUCGAUAUCGUGCUUGCGCUCAACAGCGACGGCGCGGCCACCAUCUACUCGUACCCGAUGGUUCAGAGCUGCCUCCAGACGAUGCUCACAUCCGGUCUCAUUGAGAGCGCGACGGAAGACGCGAUUGUCAAGGUGACCAUGCCGCUGCAGAUCAGUACGUACGCCAGUGCGUACUAUGUCACGGGCGAGAACAACCACGACGUGCGCAGCUGGGACGAGCGAAGGCCGCACGCCCACGUCAAGUACCGGCGUAAACUCGUGUCGCGGCCACCGCUCAAGCUCGCCAAGCCGUGGAAACAAAAGGGAUUUGCGGGCUUCUCCGCCACGCCGUCUCAUUAG
Molecule: messenger RNA, 2622 nt
Organism: Saprolegnia parasitica CBS 223.65
Lineage: Eukaryota; Oomycota; Saprolegniomycetes; Saprolegniales; Saprolegniaceae
Exons: 7
Coding region: 1-2622 (873 amino acids)
Molecular function (GO): zinc ion binding
Source: RefSeq, a predicted model, not a curated record